Glycine soja is the source of this 4112-nucleotide messenger RNA. Its product is annotated as protein WHAT'S THIS FACTOR 9, mitochondrial-like. Lineage: Eukaryota; Viridiplantae; Streptophyta; Magnoliopsida; Fabales; Fabaceae. The record is from RefSeq and is a predicted model, not a curated record. The coding region runs from base 158 to 1789 and encodes 543 amino acids. The transcript has 2 exons. Gene Ontology annotation, molecular function: RNA binding.
GAAAGUUUUUGGUAGAGAAAAAGUAACAACACAUGAAGCCCAUAAGGAAUAGAAGUGGGCCGAGUUUUGAUGUGUUUGGAGAACUAUAGCCCAUACCCAAUUCCAAAACCCCCAAAACCCCUCUUAGAUUCUCCCUCCAUUGCCACCCCGAACGACAAUGCCUCAAGCCAGAGCAGCGAGCAUCCGAACCAUCUUUGACGGCACCGUCAAAGCAAUCCGCGACCGCGGCCUCGACCACGCCGUAGAGCGCGAGAGAAACCUCAAACCCUUAAUGAGCCUCAAAAACCUCAUCAAGCGCGAGCCCUCCAAGUCCCUCCCCGUCUCCCUCAUCAGACGCUCCCUCUCCCUCCCCUUCCGCCCCAUCGAAUUCGUCCGCAAGUACCCCUCCGUCUUCGAGGAGUUCCUCCCCGUCGCCUCCGCUUUCGCCUCCCCCCAUGUCCGCCUCACCCCCGAAACCCUCCUCCUCGACUCCGAUGAGCACCUCUUUCACCUCUCCGACCGCUUCAAACACCAAGCCGCCGACAGGCUCCUCAAGCUCCUCAUGAUCGCCAGAAUCCACAAAAUCCCGCUGCCUCUCGUUGAACACUUGCAGUGGGACCUCGGCCUCCCCCCAGAUUAUGCGGAGACCGUGGUCCCUGACUUUCCGGACUACUUCCGGAUCGUCGACGGGUUCCUGGAGCUCGUCUGCUGGGACCAGAAUCUGGCCGUUUCGGUUAUCCAGAGCGAUUACCGAAACACUAGUGUUAAUUUUGAAGCAUUGUUGUUUCCUGUGCAGUUUUCUAAUGGUUUAGAGAUGGAUAAAAAGUAUGAGAAGUGGUUGAGGGAGUGGCAGAAGUUGUCUUAUGAGUCUCCUUAUGAGAAUUUGUCUCAUUUGCCGAGUACUAGUGAUGAGUCUGAUGUUUGGGUUGUUGGUGUGUUGCAUGAGCUACUUCAUCUUUUUGUUGGGAAGAAGAUUGAGAAGGAGAUGUUGUUGGAGUUUGGGGACUGGUUGGGGGUGAGGUCCAGGUUUAAGAGGGCGUUGUUGCAGCAUCCCGGGAUGUUCUAUUUGUCUAGUAAGAUUGGGACCUAUACUGUUGUUUUGAGAGAGGGGUACAAGAGGGGUGCGCUGAUCAAGGAUCAUCCAGUGAUGAAUUUGAGGAACCAGUAUGUUCAUUUGAUGAAUAGUGUUAGAGAAGAGGGGAAAACGGGUAAGGUGGUGCGAGGGAAGGGUGAUAUGGAUGAGGUGGGAGAAGGAGAGGGUGACGGGGAGAGUGUGGAGGACGGUGAAGAGGAGGCAUGUGAAGUUCAGGAUGCUAGUGAAACUGAUUUUGACGAUGAUGAAGAGGAGUCUCGAAGAGGUAGUCGGAAAAUUGCUACUGGUAGAAGGGGCAGGGAGUUUGGGAAAGUGAAGUUAGAUGUAGACAAGCCUUUGAGAGGUUCUUCAAGGGAAAGAUCACUUUUGAGAGGUUCUCGGAGGGAAAGAUCGAUUGGAAAAACUGGGUUUGACGAUGAUGAAGAGGAGUCUCAAAGAGGUGGUCGGAAAAUUGCUAAUGCUAGAAGGGGCAGAGAGUUUGGGAAAGUGUUAGAUGUUGACAAGCCUUUGAGAGAUUCUUCAAGGGAAACAUCGCCUUUGAGAGGAUCUGGAAGGGAAAGAUCAAUUGGGAAAAGCGGGGAGAAGAAUUCGUUUGAAGUUUCUAAAAGAAGACAAGUGCGAGGUGCACAUAAAAAUGUUGAGAAUACACAAGAGAGAUCAAAAUCCUCUAAAAGCAGUAGAAGGUCAUUAACCAGCAAGAAAACCCCUGUUUUGUAGAGAUUCAAUUUGUUUCUGGCAACUAACACAUAUUCUGGACUCAGGACCUUUAGAUGAGUGAUGUCUGCUGUGACCUAGGUUCUUGGGCCAAUUGUUGGUGACUAGCUAUAGUGGUUUUUAUAGAAGCAAAGAGGCUAAUGUUAUAUUGCAAAUGUGCUACCUAGGCUACAUUUUUUGGUGUAAUUUUAAGAAGGUUUCUUGGCUUAGCAGUUGAUUUUAGUUAAGAUUAGGCAAUUGCUUGUAUUUGGUGCAAUUUUGUAAAGCACAUUAUAUUUUUAAGGGGGUUUCCUGACAGAUAUGCAUAGAGAUUCCUGUUACAUUCUCUCUGUUGUUUUAUUUUCCUUUUUAUUCGUUAUGGAGAGCCCCUAAUAAGUUUUGUUCUGUUUAGAAUUCCCCCUAUAACAGAUAUGCACCUUAAUUUUGUGUACAUCAACUUAGCUUGUGCUCUCCCUUAAGGUUCUGCCCUUUUAGAAUGAUUUUGGGGAGAAAGAAGGUGGGAAAAUGAAGUUUUUUAUUAUUUGGGGAAGGAGAGAGUGAGAGGGGAGAAAAGUUUGGCUGGACCUACACAUAAAUGAACUCUCCCCUAAAGUGAUGAUAUUUUAUGGAGAAAAGGGAAAAUAGUUUGUGGGACCCAUUAGAAAUUGAAAUGACAUAUUUACCUAUUUGUUUUUAACUAAGUAAAUGUUAUUAGGGGCAAAUAUGUCUUUACAAAAUAUAAUCACUUUCUUUCUCGUCAAUUUUCUUAGCUCAAUCCAAACAAUUUGAAAAUCAACCCAUUUUUUACUCAUUCUCCUUCUCUUUUACUUCUUUCAACUCCAAGUCUUUCUUCUCAAAAUCUUUCAUCAGCCAAACAGAGCAUUAAGUUCUAUUAAGGUACAGCCAAUUCAUUUACUUUCUUUUCAUUUGCUCUACAGCCUUUACCACUCUUGUUCAAUUUUUAGAAUCACAUUGUACAAAUUAGAAUGAGAUUUUAGUUUAGCUUUGCUGCCAUUUCCCAUAUCAUAGUUCCGUAACAGUUUUAUCUCACUAGGACAAGACGAGAUAUAAAAUUAAAAUGAUCUUUAAUUUCUGCAAGACAUAACUGGAGCUAGAUGUUGUAUUGUAUCCUGCAUGAUGAUAAAACUGGAUCAAGACAAGAGGAAAAUAGAGAAAAUAGUUGAAGAAAAGUGACAGAAAUGUGUGGUACAACACUGGUAAUAGAUCCAAGAAUGAAUUGCAAUACUACUCAGAGUAUUUGAGAGACCCUUACCUCUCCCUAAGAGUCUAAUCCUUUCCAAAAUGACAAGGUCUCCCUUUCUCUCAACCUCCUCUCAUUUAUACCCAACAUGCCUUAUUUAUGUACCCUAUAAACUGCUGACAAUGUUGGCCAAGGCAGAUAUGUGUUUGUUGAUGUCCCACCAUAGAAGUCCUCACUAAGGGGAGUUUAACUUACUCCAUAGCUUCCUCAACAAUGCUGACACAUCAUUCCAUGUGUUCACAAACUUUUCUCCCUGCAUGACUGUCCCUUAUUGAUGUGGGUUUCGCAGGAUUAUUUACCCUCCUUUCUGGACAGAGAGCGGGAAGAUCACUAAAUUCUGAUGUUACUUCUCAUGUAAUACUAUAGUAUAUUAGUAUCUUUGUUUACAUUUUUUUUUACUGUGAGUAGAAAAGUUCAUUGUUUUGAUUCUGAAUCCUUUUCACCCCCUCUAUUAAUAUACGCCGAAUGGUGUCACAUGAUUCAUGCAAUCGAUCUCAUCUAGUGGGAUAAGAUGUUGUUGUUAUUACACAUGUAAAUUAGAAUUUAAAAGUUGCAUUUUUAUCUUGAUAUCAUGAUAACAUAUUAACAUGGGAUUGCACCAAUUGUGAUAUGAAAAUCACACUAGGGGUAACAUGCAAUAAAAGUAUUAGGAAAGAUCUUGUUUCUCCAGAAUUUGCAACAAAUUCCACUAAAAAUACAAAUGCUAAAUCUUUCUAAAUUGUGGUUUUACUUGAAUAUAAUCAAGGGUCUUAUCAACCAAUGUCCUAAAAGUAUUGGUUAAGGAAUUAAUAAAUAUAAUGCGAAUGCAUUUGAAAUCUCAUUGGGGUGUGCUGCUAUCAAUUUUCUAUAAAAAAAAAAAAAAAACCACUUUUGAUCCUUAACCUAUGCUUAGGACACUGGUUAGCAACUUAGCAUUCUCCUAUAAUUAAUGCUUAUCCACUAAAAGUACAAAAUAGAUUAUCUGUGUAUGUUGUGUGUGCAUGCAUUGAUCAUAAGGCAUAUCAAUAUUUGUUGGUGCAAGUGCAACUUUUUAAAUGCUUACAAAUUGUUAUUGAUCUCAACUAUUGGUGUCAUUUGUCGUCAUCA